AUGCAUCGAGAUCGGAGCCAACCUCUAAAAAAGAAUCUCCAUGCGUUCGCCUGGGCUGCGGAAGACAUGCCAGAGAUUGACAUCAACAUAACCUGCCACGAGCUGAAUAUCGAUCCAACCUUCAAACCAGUCAAACAGAAAAGACGAAAGUUGGGACCAAAGCGCACUACAGCGGUGAAUGACAAAGUAAAAAAACUGCUUAAAGUCGGAUCGAUAACAGAAGUAAGGUACCCAGACUGGCUUUCCAACCCUGUAGUGGGCAAGAAGAAAAACGGAAAGUGGCGAGGCUGUAUUUGCUUUACUGACCCUAACAAAGCCUGUCCAAAGGAUAGCUUCCCCUUAUCACACAUCGAUCGAUUGGUCGAAGCAACAGUGGGAAACGAACUCUUAUCCUUCAUGGAUGCCUUUUCGGGUUACAAUCAAAUUAUGAUGAACCCCGACGAUCACGAAAAAACUACAUUUAUUACAGAUCGCGGAACUUAUUGCUACAAGGUGAUGCCCUUCGGCCUCAGAAACGCCGGCGCAACUUAUCAACGACUCGUGAACCAGAUGUUCUCCGAACAACUCGGCAAAACUAUCGAGGUCUAUAUCGACGACAUGCUCGUCAAAUCCCUCCAUGCGGAAGAUCACGUGUCUCAUCUUGAGGAAUGUUUCACGUGA
Molecule: messenger RNA, 660 nt
Organism: Brassica oleracea var. oleracea
Lineage: Eukaryota; Viridiplantae; Streptophyta; Magnoliopsida; Brassicales; Brassicaceae
Product: RNA-directed DNA polymerase homolog
Exons: 1
Coding region: 1-660 (219 amino acids)
Source: RefSeq, a predicted model, not a curated record